AUGAAGCCUCUGAAGCUGUUCUGCAUAGGACUGCUCUUAUGCCCUCUGGUUUGUCUCUUCUUAGAGACAGAUACUCCUCCUUCAGCUUUACUUACCUUUGAAGUGAAAGAAAAAACAGGAUUAAAAUCAGGUGCAAUGGAUGUAUUUGCUAUUAGGAAGAAUCCUUCUGACUUCAAAAGACAAAAGACUCGAAUCUCAGGGCUCCGGAGGCCUCAGAUGAUGACCAAGUUUAAAAAUCACUUGUCAGACUUCUUCAAGAGCUCCAUACCUCCAGCAGCCAGUUUUGCUCUUUUUGUCACCAUAGCACUGAUUGAGGCAGCUAUGUUGAGUAAAAGACUUGAAUAG
This is a messenger RNA of Arvicanthis niloticus (Nile rat), 345 nucleotides long. Lineage: Eukaryota; Metazoa; Chordata; Mammalia; Rodentia; Muridae. The record is from RefSeq and is a predicted model, not a curated record.